AUGCCAAAUCCCAAGAAAGGCUCAAGGCCCGCCACUCCGCGUCGAGAUGUGUUGGCCUCGCUGCGGAUGGCGUCUAUGGAAGAGAUCUCCCGAGCAUCUCUUCCAGCAGAGAUCAUAGCGCUGAUUUUUGAGCACCUGGGCCCCGUCGACCUCGUCCGAGCCGCGCGUUGUUCCAAGCUUAUGCACGAAAUGGCCUACGAUGACACGCGGUGGGUCCAGCGAUUGAAGCGAAUAGGCUGCUGGGAUGAAACCGAAGCGCGAAAGCACAACGAGAAGAUUUAUGAAUCGAUUGCCAACCUGGAAACUGCGGAAAAAGAAGAGACCAAAGCGAGUAAGGACGGUGCCCUUCCUACAAUAUCUAUCGAACAAAAUCUUGCCGAUGGAUUCGACAAGAUAGACCUGGUCAAUACGGCUCCCCAGCCAGAUAUACUCGCGCCCGUGGAUGACCCUAUACUGGGCGCGCUGAAGCAAGCCAAGUCUAUUCGAGGCGAGGCACGGCAGGAAUACGGAAAGAUCCACGCUGCAUUGGCACCGUUUUAUGACGACAUAGGACGAUCAGGGCCAUCAUUAGAUGGUCUGGUUUUCACGAAGUAUAAAGACCCGGAAUCUCAAGCGCAGUUAUUAUCGCAACUGCUGGCAUUUGCGAAAUGUGACAUAACAGAAGGAUGGAAAGAGCGGACAGAUCAAUUAGAGACGACGGUGUCAAUGUUUGAGACUGCCGCGCUGAACGAAUUCCGGAAAGGAUACGAAAACGAUGACAUUGAGGGCACGAUGCGGAAAUAUGCCCAUGUAUUGUGGACGCUGAAUGGCGGCAACUCGGCCGUCGAACUUUUCAUUCAUCACAACCAUCUGAUGACACAAAAGUCUGAACUGGGGAGGGUUGCUGACUGCAUUGAUGAGUCGACGGGUAAUGUGAAGUUGCAACAUACCCAGGCCUUCUUGACCCGCCUGAGCGUUGCCUACAAUGAGCAAGUCUCGAUUAUGAACCGGGCUUUCCCCCAAAAUAUGAAUGUGGCGUCUCCUUUUAUGGAGAAAGUUGGCCAGGACGUGCUGUAUCCCUUUCUGACGGCCAUAUUUGACGAACUGCACCGCAGCAACAUGGAGUCGUACCUUACGGCCGUCUCGGUGACCUUUGUCCAGUGUAUGAACCUAUCAGAAGCCCUAUUACCCUCGCGAAGCUCUGGAGACAAGUUUGACGAGUACCUGGACAAGGUGAUCACCAGAAUUUUCGAACCGCACAUUGACCUGUAUUUGGCUGAAGAGCUGGACUUUUUCCGGAAGGCAUCCGAGGCCGCGGUGGCUGACUGGGACCGACAACUGUCUGAACAGGCUGCUUCUACGGAGUCAUACUUGAUGUCUAACAUUAAUCGACAGGCAGAUAAGCGGGACUUCCUGACUUCGUUCAAGAAAGUCAUCAUGAUGCCCGUGAACAUUCUGCCCAGUUUUUCCGGAAAAGCACCCGAAGAACCCAAAUCAGACUCAGAAACGAAUGGACGCAAUUCGCCAGCAAUCAAGAGCCCUAACCGGUUUUCGACCAUUUCAUCACCAACUCCGGUACCCAUGGAGGAAGCCCCGACCACCGAACUGGCCGCCAAAGCGGCAAUCAUGAAAUCGAAGAUGGAAGGCAUUCGGUCUCUAUUCAGCAUUGAAAUCGCUCUGAGUCUUGUUCACUCCGCAAAGACGAGCCUGGAGAGAGCGGCCCAGUUUGUGCGACUGGGUGGAGAGACUGGCAGGAUCGCGAAGCAGCAGUGCGAGGCGAUUUUUGUAUCAUUACUCCGAAUUCUGGGGCACCAACAUGUUAUCGUUGGGUUUGACAAGGCCGUCGAUCAUCUCUCCAACUAUCGACCACGCGAGCACGAAGAGCGCGACCAGUCUGGGGUUGAGCCUCUUGUGACCUUUUUGGAGCUGGUCAAUGUCGGCGAUUUGAUCUUGCAGAUGAUGGACGUGUUCUACGAGCAGGAACUUAUCGGCACAAGACUGACCGACCGGAAUGACUUCGUCGACCCUGCUGUGAAGGAGAAGAAGAAAUUCGAGCAGAUGCUGGACGAGCGGGUAGCAGCCGGUCUGAAUAAGGGUAUUGAUGUCCUCAUGGAGGAAAUAGACUAUAUUCUUGCAACUCGACAGCUGGCCACUGAUUUCAACCCGGGCGUUUCUGCAGAUCCACACCGGCAGACAAUGGACGUGGGUGUCAGUGAAGCAGCCGCGGCUGUGGUUGACGUGGCGUCCUCGCACACACAGAUGCUGGUGGGAAGCACCGACAAGAGCACGCUGGACGUUUUCAACCAAGAGGUGGGACUGCGACUUUUCACAGCAUUGUGCAAGCAUCUCAAGCGACAGCGGAUCAGUGUCGAGGGAUCCCUGAAGCUAAUAAGUGACAUGAACCACUACUUCAAAUUCGUACAGACGCUGAGGAACAACGAGCUCCUCCUCUACUUCAAGGCCUUCCGCGAGCUGGCCCAGAUCUACUUGAUUGACCCGUCGGACGCCAAAGAGCUGGCAACGCUCAUCGCUGAUGCGGAGCGAUUUCAAGGCAUCUGGCGCGUGGAGGAGGUGUACGACUUUGCCGAACGGCGCGCCGAUUGGUACCAGGUGAAACGUGAUGUGGAACGGGCUAUGUAUGGCAUUGGGUGCAGCGUGAUGUAG
Messenger RNA from Penicillium lagena, 2643 nucleotides. Its product is annotated as exocyst complex component Sec10 family protein. Gene Ontology annotation, biological process: Golgi to plasma membrane transport; exocytosis. The record is from RefSeq and is a predicted model, not a curated record. Gene Ontology annotation, molecular function: protein binding. The transcript is spliced from 3 exons. Lineage: Eukaryota; Fungi; Ascomycota; Eurotiomycetes; Eurotiales; Aspergillaceae. Bases 1 to 2643 code for a protein of 880 amino acids. Gene Ontology annotation, cellular component: exocyst; cytoplasm.